Phycodurus eques (leafy seadragon) is the source of this 5626-nucleotide messenger RNA. RefSeq names its product DENN/MADD domain containing 2C (gene dennd2c). Bases 2021 to 4759 code for a protein of 912 amino acids. The transcript is spliced from 19 exons. The record is from RefSeq and is a predicted model, not a curated record. Lineage: Eukaryota; Metazoa; Chordata; Actinopteri; Syngnathiformes; Syngnathidae.
CUGGGAGAGUAAAAUGAACAUUAAGUUGGAGGCUCCAUUGAAAACAAUAAAAAGAAAAAUCCAAAUUGGCAGAGUUGUAAGACAGUUAAAAACUGCCGCACAUGGUUCCAGAAUAGCAAAAAAAAAAACAAUUGCUGAAGACGUGCGCUUGCCAGCUGGCAAAGGAAAGACAUGCUAGAAUGUAUGAUUGGAAAGAGAGAAGCAAACACGUUGGCUCUGAUCUUGGUGUCCAACAACACCGAGUAGCGCCUCAUUGAUUUUUUAUUUAUUUAUUUGUAUUUCUUUAUUUCUACUUUUUAAGGGCUGGACGAUGAAUCAAAUCUUUUUUCACGGGUCACAUUCAUUUUUUUCCCCAAAAAGUAUUUUUUCCUCUGAGCAGCUUCAGUAGGCCGCCGAUGCGCACCGUUUACGCUGAAGCGAACGGAGACGAGCUAGUUUGCUAGCCGUUUCGUCAGUCGGUUGGAGUCGGUUUGAGCUUGCAGCAGCAGACAAUGAGCCCCCCCCCCCCCCAAAAAAAUACACUGUUUAUAGACUUUUAAAGUAAAGAGUUUCAAGAAAUAAGAAGACCAAAGUAAGUAGCGCGGGAGGGAAAACUGCUGCAAAGAAACAGACAACAUGAGUGGACGUUGUUUUCCGUAUGACAAGAGCCCAGCCUGUAGGCAAUCGGGCUGCACAUUGUCAAAGAUAGAUUGCAAAAGCAGUCAUUUAUCUACACACACACGUCGACUUCAAUGGUGGUCGCGGCUGUUGCGAUGAUGAACCGCAUGCAAUCCGCACUGUCGCUUAUCCACCGGGGUUUUUUCCCAUCGAGUCAGUGUAUCACCUUUUACUCGACGACUUCCGCCGCUGUGACUCCUUAAUAAGUGUUCUUUUUUUUCUUCGUGCCGUGGGUGAGUUAAUUUUUUACCUUGAGGCGGCUUGGACUUUGUAAUAUUAUUUUUUUGGAACCUGUACUGCUUGGUCAUGCAAUAUAAUAUGCCUUUUAGUGCCACAGCAGUCCUGCCGUGCGACACGGUAGUUUCAUCUCUUCCCGCUGUUGUUUGUAUCGUGAUGAAUAUUUUUUGUAAACGUAGUCGGAAAGAGCAAGCAAGGUUUGAGAGGGGCCAGACGGAGAGAAAAGAAAAGAGACAACAAACAGCCAAAGAAAAACAACAACAACACUGUGCUGCCAACUGGUGGUUUGUUUAAUUUAUUUCACCAUGCUUUUCUUUUAACAUAUUUGUAAGGAAGUAGUUGAUGUGUUCUUUGACAUUCAAGUGUUUUUUUUUCAAAGUGCUAUGGGAAAAAAACCAAAGCAGUUUUCUGUAUACUGCAAUGAGGGACUUAAGACAUGAGAUGACUUUGUCCUCACAUAUGGUACUUGGCCGAAUACGACGACUUGGAUGUGGAGGUCUGCAAUCAUUCUGUGUGUCGUAUUUUUUCGUUUUUCUCCAUUCACAUAUUGUGCAUCAUGUUAACUUGUCUGAGAGGGAAACAAACAAGGUCCACAACUCGUAGAUGGCUACGGCCAUAUUCCUCUUAGUCGAAAAUGUCCAUCUGUCUUGUCGCAGGCUGUUUUUAUACGUCCUAGCAUUCUUGUGUGAAGCGUUUCACAACACUUGCACGUACAGUUUUCUAUUUUGAAGCUCCCGCAUGUGAAAGAAGAUUCAAUGUUCUGCCGUGUCAUCGGCAAUUCAGAUUUGGCCGUCGACUGUAUGUAUGUGGGUGAGGACAAAACGAGCAGAAUUUCCCCCGAGGUCUGAGCUCAAGACGUGACAUGCAGUCACCCCGAUCCUGUCACUGUUUUCACGUUUAUUUCCUUAUUCUUACUGCGUUUAUUUUUGGAAAGUGGUCCUUCCUGACGCUCUUUCUGGCUCUGCGCACAUCUUCUAGAUGGCUUCACGUGUCCGCUUUGGUUGACCCGGCGGUUUACAAAAGGAGAUAAGGGGGCAAACAGAAAAACAAGAAGGGACGUGAAGACUUCCUUGGCGCACUCGCGAAUGGAGAACUGGCAGCCAGCUGACUUUUGCCCCCUCUGAACAUGCUGGCUCUGAGUGUGGAGCAGGGCAGGCGAGGGGGUGCUAAAGGCGACCGUCUGCAGAAUGGAGCUGCUGUUGGACGGCCGGGCCGCCAGUCUCCCGAGCAGGGGUGCAACAUCAGGGAGAGGAUCUCCCAGUGGGAAGGUCGCAGCAAGGAUGUUGCAACGAAGGUCAACCCUCUGAACGUCGCUCAAAUUCCGUCUGAGGAUGUCCUGCGCGACGGCUGUUCGAACAGAGGCACGACCGGAGGCCUUCGUCUUAAAGAUCUCUCUAAAGCUCAGAGUUUGGAUUUAGAUUUUCGGGAAGCUCAAGCGCAGACAAGAAACGGCAGGAUUGGCACAACGUCCGAGCCCUUGCAGAAAUGCCACACAAAAUAUUUAACCUCUACCCCAGGAAACAAACCGAUGUUGCCUUUCUUAGAUUCCAACACAGACAAAAUAACAGUCGAUGGCGAGCUAAAAUCCGACUCUAUCUCAGAUGGUGACGUCGUGUCCAGACAUCUACCACUCGUAGCCAGUGACAACGAAGACAACAUGCCCGCUGGGAACUUUUAUACUUCUCGGGGUUUCUGGCGGAAUCUCGAGGAGGACCGAUUUCUUUGGGAGAAAGGCGGAAGGUCCUUAGGCGAAGCUCCUCCAAAACCACAGCGGACGUUCAAGUAUCGGGGAGCGAAAAAGGACGCAGUGCCACGGAGCGGCAGAUCAACUCACACCAACCAGCCCGGUGGAAGGGGUCGCAGGGGAGCCCACCCGCCGAGCUUCCCACCUCCUCCAUGUCCUGUCGCCAGGACCAACGGGCUUUCAAGGCAUAAAAAUAACAGGAGGUCCUUUGAGUACGAGGAUGCGCUUCAUCCGACGGCGAAGGAAGGCGCGCUGGGAAGCCAGGCUCGACACUCAGGCCUUCACCAUGCAUAUUCUGAUGAUGAUAUUUAUGAAGACAUUGUCUGUGAAGUGACCAGAGAUAAUCCUUAUGAGGAUGUCAAGUUAGUCCCAACGUGCCUUCCUAUCACCAGACCUCACGGCGCAAAGCUCCACACAAAGCCCCAGCCCAUAAAGGGGGGCUCUGGCAAAGACGAGAGGAAGACGAUGCCACCUUUAAGGGCAACCAUUGCAGAUACUCCCAAGCCUGCCACCCCCCGGCGCAUAAGCGAUUAUAAAAUGCAGAAGACACCUCAGUACGUUAAUAAGAUUGAGACCAUAUUUGACGACAAGCGAGGUAGGAAGAGAGUGAAGAAUCAAGGCUUUCCAGUACGAGGGGAGACCAGUGGAACUGAGAGCGACCCUGAAGACAAUGGCAAAGGUUUGAGGGGAUCCGUGCACAAACGGUCGACGGCGAAGCGCAGGUCCGGCUACCGCACGCUGGAGAAAGACCUGAUCCAGGCGCAACAGCAGCAGCUUUUCCAGAUCUUCGUGGUGGUGUCUCUGAGGAAAGGCUCGCCGGCCGACACCUACUCCCCAGAAAUAACACAACAGUUCCCCAAAAUGUUUGAAAAGUCAACCAGACUCUCGAAGGAAGCCGAAGAUCAACUGAAGGUCAUUCCCAAAUUCUGCUUCCCUGACAUACGUGACUGGAAGCCUUCAGCGCACACACCGAGCGAGACCUUCUCCUUCGUCCUGACUGGAGAGGACGGGAGCCGCUGGUUUUGUUACUGCCGUAAGAUCCUGCCCAGCGGAAAGGGCAAAAGGCUCCCCGAGGUUCAUUGUGUCGUCAGCAAGUUGGGCUGUUUCAACCUGUUUGCCAAGAUUUUGGAGGAGGUGGAGCGGCGCCGGGAGAUUUCCCCGGCACUCGUGUACCCUUUCAUGCGCAGUGUGAUGGAAGCGCCUUUCCCAGCUCCAGGCCGCACCGUCAUGGUCAAGAGUUUCCUUCCUGGCUCUGGGAAUGAGGUGCUGACUUUGUGUCGUCCCGUCGACUCCAGACUGGAGCACGUGGACUUUGACACGCUGCUCCAGUGUCUCAGUGUGGGGAAGCUUCUGAAGGUGUUCGCCUCCCUUCUGCUUGAGAGGAGGGUCAUCUUUGUUGCUGAAAAACUCAGUGCGCUGUCCCGUUGCGGCCACGCGGUGCUGGCACUGCUGUACCCGUUCACCUGGCAGCACACCUUCGUGCCCGUGCUUCCGACCGGCAUGUUGGACAUCAGCUGCUCGCCCACGCCUUUCCUCAUCGGGGUGCUGGCCCCGAGCUUGCCGCAGGUUCUAGAACUCCCCAUAGAGGAGGUGCUCAUCGUGGAUUUGUGUGCAGAUGAGAUUGUCACUCAGCUCGGGGAUGAGGACUGCAUCCUGCCCAGUAAACUGCAAGCAGCAUUGCAGCAGAUUCUGGAAGAGCGGGAAGAUUUUCUGGAGCGGGACGACGACGACGACGACGGCGACGACGGCGCGUCUGAAGGCCAGCCGGUGGACCUGCGCUCCCUGGUGUCGGAGGCCUUUGUGCGCUUCUUCGUGGAGCUGGUGGGCCACUAUCCUCUCCACAUGGUCGAGUCGUCCGGCGGGAGCCGCGAGCUCCAUCGCGACAACUUCCGCAAGUCUCACCCGUCGCGCGGCGUCCGUCAGUUCCUGCAGCUCUUCAUGGAAUCUCAGAUGUUCGCCGGCUUCAUUCAGGACAAAGAGCUGCGCAAGGGGGGAGGAAGAGGUCUGUUUGAAGUCCGAGUGGCCGAGUAUUUGGACUCUUCUCCCGACCCGGAACCGAGCGGAGUGAACAAGUUUCUUAAAGGGCUCGGGAACAAGAUGAAGCUGCUGCAAAUGAAAUGAAAAUGAUCAAGCAGCUUCUCUGCUUCCCGAUUUCAACUCUAAUUUGAGGAGGAAACGAGUGACUUUUUAGGAAGUGAUUGAUUCCACUGGAAACGUCUUCGAGCUUUUCAGCAACAAAUAUUCCCUCUAAUCGACCUUGUCAACGUGCGGCUGCAACAAAUUUCCCCUGUUGAAAUAUUAGAAUCUUACGAUGAAUGCGAGAAGGAUGAAUCUUAAUCUGCAUGCGGAAUGUAAAAUAGUGUGUUUAGUAGCAGGUUGAUACAUGUUUUUUGUACAUAGAAAGGUGUUUGUUUGCAUCUGAUCUUAAAAUUGAGACGUACUGCCUGAGCAGAACAUUUCUGUGUCAGGAUGAGUCUCCUCUCCCCAAGCGUAAACUGGAUUUGUACAUAUUUAUAUUUUUAUAUACAUUUUGCACAUUAAGAACCUGUGAACUUUUUUUUUUUAAAUUUAAUUAAAUCGUCAAGAACACACGAACAGGAUUGCAUUCAUGGUUGUCUUUUCUUUGUGCGUGCUCCAACCUCCUAUGAACACAGUCUUGCUAAUCAGGCUGUUUGAAUUUCGUGUUUUGAGAAUGCACCAAUAGAUUUCAAAACCCGUUGAUUCAUGACCGUAACAACAGGAUGCUCUUGUGUUCCAGUCAUUCACUACAUCUUCACAGAAGCAACCAUUAAUACGGUAAUUCUGAGUGUCUUGAAUGUAUUCAAAAGAGCUGUGAACACCGAGGAUUUUGGCACCGUAUAACGCGAGAUGGUUGAUGAUAGUGGUGAUCAAGGCUUUUACACCAAGUACCACCUAAAAAAAAAAAAAUAAAAUACUCUGCUCUCUAAAUAUCACAAUCAUGACCAACAUUAAAAUAAAGUUUUGUUC